This is a messenger RNA of Caenorhabditis elegans, 699 nucleotides long. RefSeq names its product Signal peptidase complex subunit 2 (gene spcs-2). The record is from RefSeq and is marked reviewed. Gene Ontology annotation, cellular component: endoplasmic reticulum membrane; signal peptidase complex; membrane. The transcript has 2 exons. NCBI's taxonomy places the organism in Eukaryota, Metazoa, Nematoda, Chromadorea, Rhabditida, Rhabditidae. Bases 1 to 543 code for a protein of 180 amino acids. Gene Ontology annotation, biological process: protein maturation.
AUGACGGACGAGCCGGUGAAAGUUGUGAACAAAUGGGACGGUCCAACAGUGAAGAAUGCCCUUGAUGAAGUCGUCAAAAAGAUUCUGAACGACAAAGUCGGAUGGACGGAAUCGCAUAAUCUAAUGAAUCUGCGUCUUCUCAUCUCAUUCAUCGGCGUCGCGUUCUCCGCGUUCGCCUGCGGCUACGACUACUACGAGCCGUUCCCAAAGUCGAAAAUCGUGCUCGCCGUGUGCUCGGUUUCCUACUUCAUAUGCAUGGGAAUUCUUCAAAUGUAUCAGUGGUACGUCGAGAAGGACUGCAUCUACGAGGCCACCGAAGUCGACGGAAAACAAUCGAGAAAAUGGGCGUGGAGCUCGGAGAUCAAGGCUCACGACGAUAAGUACACGCUGUCGGCCGAGUUUAAGAAGGAAGGACGCUCUGGACAGGGAAAAAUCACGAAAUCUAUCGGAGCUUAUAUCGAUAACGAUGGAGAGAUCAUCGUGCCACUUGUGAAGAAGGAGGUCGACGACUUGUACAACCGCUUGAUUCGUAGCGAACAAUAAUUUAUUUAAUUUAUCUGGUUUUCUUGGCCUAAUUUAUUUCCCCUUUUCUUCGCUUUUCAUGGGUGCCCCUUUCUCUCUCCAUCUAUCCUGUUUCUUGUCUGUCAAAAGCUAAUAUUUCCAGCAUUUUAUACAAUAUGAACUUGUCAAUUUCGGUAA